Messenger RNA from Python bivittatus (Burmese python), 1264 nucleotides. Lineage: Eukaryota; Metazoa; Chordata; Lepidosauria; Squamata; Pythonidae. The record is from RefSeq and is a predicted model, not a curated record.
GAAGCCAAUUAGGCUAAUUAAUCCCUAUUCGGAGACCCCACCAGAGCAGCCGCGCGCCCCGACACGACCCGCUUCCUAAAUGCGUCCCGGAUUCCCACAAGACAAAGUCACCCCGGAAAGCCAAGCCAAGCCAGGCCGCCCAGCUGCAGCGGCCUAACCCAGCCUGGCACGUUGUCAUCUGCCCGCCCCGAGGUCUCUGAAGCCAACCCUGGUUAGGCGCCCGUGUGAAUGCGCCCUCCCCGUCUUCCCUGACCCGUGUCACGGCGCUGGGUGAACGCGCGGCGGGGACGAGCCCCCGUCCUGCCAAGGCCCGAGAGAGAGGCCAAGGCUGCCAUCUUAGCCUCCUCCCGGUCCAACCGGGCGACUGGAGAGAGCUGCUUUCUCCCUUCCCAGGCGCUGCCUGCGGUCGCGGAGGCUAAACGGCGGGCAGGACGAGACCGAAACGGUCCCUCAGGCGCCAUGGCUGCCCGGCGCUCCCUCAAGGACCUGCUCGCAGACAGGUCUCCGACUGAGAUUAGCAGCGAAGCCAUCAGUCUUUCUAAGGAGGGCCGAGCGUGCCCAUCCGCCCCGACUCACACACGAACCAAGGCGAGCAUUACAACGGAAUUGGCCGCCUUAUUUCGCGCGAUCACCAUGCCAACCUCCACAGCAAUCCCUGGGGAGUCUUCCAGCGCCAGGCUGAGGAUUCCCGACGCCGACAAGCCCAGCCAGAGUCUGCGCUUCGUCAAGCUGACCGAAAACGCCUAUGCGCCUUCUAAAGGAUCUUCCCGCGCGGCGGGCUACGAUUUAUACAGUGCAUAUGAAUGUGAGAUCCCUGCUUUAGGGAAGGCUGUAGUGAAAACGGAUAUUCAGAUUGCCCUUCCUACUGGUUGCUAUGGUCGAAUAGCUCCUCGGUCUGGAUUAGCUGUGAAUCAUUUCAUUGAUGUUGGUGCUGGGGUAAUUGAUGAGGACUACAGGGGAAAUGUUGGUGUUGUAUUAUUUAACUUUGGAAAGGAACCAUUUAAAGUUAAAAAGGGUGACAGGAUUGCUCAACUAAUCUGUGAGCGCAUCUACUAUCCUGUUCUUGAAGAAGCCAAGGAGCUCAACACAGCUUACAUGGGGUUCCCAUAAUUUUUAUCCUCACAAUAACAAACCUAUGAGGCCAGUUGGACUGAAGUGGAAUGACUGCCCUAAAGUCCCCAAAUGGACUUCCCUAGUGAGGUAGCCUCAAAUCUAGGAAUUGAACACCUCACUUUCAAACCCUAGAUCUUUUUCCAAGCAGCUU